AUGGUCCGAUAUCCGAAACCUAAAAAUUCUAGUCACAAGACAUGCAUCAUCACGAUUGUUAUUAUCAUUGUGGCCAAAGGUCUAUUCGCUGAAAUUCAUAAUACAAUUUCAAUGAUUGGAUCAUCUGAAGAAGUCGUGUUUGUCACGAUUCGAAAUCUAUUUAGUUGCGGAAAGGUACUCAUUAAUAUUGGGAUUAGACGAUAUGGAGGCACAUCAAUACCUCCUAAAAAUAAUACUUCGUGGUUACAUUGA
Molecule: messenger RNA, 252 nt
Organism: Funneliformis geosporum
Lineage: Eukaryota; Fungi; Glomeromycota; Glomeromycetes; Glomerales; Glomeraceae
Source: the annotation of a GenBank genome assembly